GGGAAAGUCAAAAGGAAGGAGAUUCAAAGCAUUAAAAAAAAAGAUAAAUUCCUCUUUUCUUUUCUUUUUCUCUCUCUCUUUUCGCUUUAUAUUAAUUAUUAUGUCUCCUUCUUCAUUAAAACGUGUUCAUGUUGUUGGUGCCAAUGCCAAUGGUUAUAUCACUGCUAUUUUACUUUUACUCCAAGGUUACAAAGUUACUCUAGUUGCAGAGUCAUUCCCUGGUGAUGACCUUUCUAACAAUUACGCUUCAGACGAUACUACUUCCCAAUGGCAAACCGAUACUUCACUUUCACAGGCUAGUUUAAGUUUACAACAAUACGAUAUAACAUCGUUUAACAUGUUUUGGAAACUAGCUAAAAGCAAAGCUAAAGAAGCAGGAAUCAGAGUAGGUAAUAGCUUUAAAUAUUAUCAAGAACCAACUGCAGAUCAGUCCAAUCCUUGGUGGAAACAUAUGGUACCUGGUUUUCAGAUGAUUAAUCGUCAAGAUUUACCCAAUAAUAUACAGCUUGGAUAUCAUUAUACAACUGUAAUGAUCAACCCUAAAAAAUUCCUUUGUUGGCUUCAAGUACAAUUUCUAGCGAUGGGAGGAAAACAAAGGAAAACCAAAUUGAAUAAAUUAUUGGAUGCAGUUACGGAACAAGAUCGUGUCCAGAUCCUUGUCAAUUGCAGUGACCAACUGCAAUUGGAUUCAACAGCUAGAGAUGAUUUAUUGGAAAAGGUGGAACAACAGCAAUGGAUUAUCAAGGCUAGUCAAAUACGUAAAUCAGUUCAAGUCAAAACCAAAGAAGAAGAAUUAUAUGUUUAUCCUCGUAUGGAUGGUACUGUGGUGAUUGGAUCAAAACGACGACAACAACAUCAUAAACAAGCAAACAGAAAUGCAAGAGAUAUCAUUAACAAGUUGGUAGAUUACUGUCCUGAACUGACAUGGGGAAAGGGUAUUGAUGGUUUGGAUAUCAUAGACCAACAAACAACUAUCAAAUGGAUUCGACAACAAGGUCCUCGUAUUGAAAAUCAGUUUACAGUUGCACCCUUUGGAGGAAGAAUUGCAGUAACUCACAAUUAUGGUCACGAUGGAUAUCAGUCAACCUGGGGAUCAUCAAAACGUGCUGUUCAUUUAGUGAAUGAAGCCUAUGCUACUUUGAAAAAGGACUCUGAAUCUGUAUCUGCUUUAUUAGCUCAUCUAUAGUCGAUCUCACUAUUAUUAUUAUUUAUUUAUUUAUUUUUGUAUAUAUCGUUUACACUUUUUUUUUUAUUUGAUUUUCAAUAAACAUGACUCUUCAAAUAUCUGUCUUCUUACCUUUA
This is a messenger RNA of Halteromyces radiatus, 1302 nucleotides long. RefSeq lists its product as uncharacterized. The record is from RefSeq and is a predicted model, not a curated record. NCBI's taxonomy places the organism in Eukaryota, Fungi, Mucoromycota, Mucoromycetes, Mucorales, Cunninghamellaceae. The transcript is spliced from 5 exons. Bases 101 to 1186 code for a protein of 361 amino acids. Gene Ontology annotation, molecular function: FAD binding; D-amino-acid oxidase activity.